AUGCGCUACCAGAUGCUCACGACCGCUGCGCUCGCAGCUGUCGCGUUAGCCGACGACUCAUCGUCUGCUAGUGCGACUACCACCGGCAUCCCCGCCACAUCAACCUACGACAUCAAAGUCGGCUCCGACAACCUUAAGUUCGACCCCGAGACCUUGACCGCCAGUCCAGGCGAUCUACUCAACUUCCAUUUCUACAAUGGGAACCACUCCGUCGCGCAAUCUUCCUACGACUCGCCCUGCCAAGCCCAGGACAACGGUAUCUUUUCGGGCUUCUUCGCGGGUGGUAGCGGCAAGGACGAGGAUAGCAAAGUCUUCUCCAUGAGGCUGAACGACACGAACCCGAUGUGGCUGUACUGCGCCGCAGGCGAACACUGCAAAGCGGGAAUGGGGAUGGUUAUUAACGCACCAUCCGGAUCCGACCAAACUCUCUCCUCCUACAAAGACAAAGCCAAGUCCGCCGACGUCAAGGUCCCCAGCAGCGUGUAUGGCGGUGUAGUCCACGACAAACCGCAAGGCACCACUACGGCGAGUGCGUCGAGUGCGAGCGCGACGAAGAAGAGUGGUGCUGCUGUUGUGGCUGCGCGGGGAAGUAUGCUGGGAUUGGUUGGUGGGUUGGUUGGGGUUGUCAUGUUGUUGUGA
Cyphellophora attinorum is the source of this 639-nucleotide messenger RNA. RefSeq lists its product as uncharacterized. Lineage: Eukaryota; Fungi; Ascomycota; Eurotiomycetes; Chaetothyriales; Cyphellophoraceae. The coding region runs from base 1 to 639 and encodes 212 amino acids. The record is from RefSeq and is a predicted model, not a curated record. The transcript is spliced from 2 exons.